GUGAGAGGCUUGGGACCCGUGCGGCUCCCCCAGUCCCCGGCUGGCCUGCUCCACCGCACAGGAAGCGGGUUAAGAGGGCUGCCCUCACCCCACCCAGGAAUAUCUGGUCCCCAGAACGCAGUCCCGGCUCGGAGCAGGCAUCAACACAUGCAUUUAAAAAUGAGUAAAUGGAAGAUCCUAAGCGCCAGGUAGAUGCUGGGUGUGCUGAGGGUCUGGAUUGUUGAGAGUUCAUCUGAGAAGGCUUCUUGGAGGACAGACUGAACAGGUUCUGGCAGGGGAGAGAUGUGACUUGGUGCAGUGAGAGGAUCUUGGGGAAGCACCAGAGUGACAUCCUCUACUAACUUAACAAUCAUCGAAGGACUUCUAUUGUCAGGCCUCGUGCUGGGCACAGGGGACCACAGCCUGCGCUCAAGCUGCUUCCCCUGUACUAGAGGAGGAAGACAGGAUAGGUCGUGCCAGGGCAGCGUGCCCGGUGUCACACGCCCCAGAUCACUGCACCAGUUUCUUCCUGACCAACGACCGGAGCUGUCCCCAGAUGAAUGAAUUUUCCUGGAAGGACGUUACCAAUGCCUUGUCCCUGGCCAACCUGAUCCUGGGGCUCUUCUCCAUCUUCUGCAGCUUCUGCAAGAGAUGCCACAGUGCCUCCUGGAUGCUUCUGAUCAGCUUCCUGUUAGACAUGGCAGUUGGGGCGAUAACCAGACACCUCAGCCUCUGCUCCAAGUCAGGAGUGGAGCUGAAUGACUUUGCGAUCUUCACCACCUUCGGCCUGGCCUCAGCCCUGCUCCUCGGCGUGGACGGGCCUCUGAAUGGGUUCCUGGCUGUCAUCUAUGUGUUAGCUGCUACUUUCCGCCUGUGUUUCUAUUCAACUGCAGAUGCUCAGCUCACGUACAGGGGUCUACCCUGCCGCUAUGCUUCCUGUGUCUUAGCCUCCACCUCCCUUCUGACCAAAGGCAACACGUUCAUUCUCUCUUGCAUGGCCUCACUUAUGGUUCUAUUCAUGAUGGACCAGAGCUACUACCCACACGAUGAAAUCCUGGAGUCUGAGAACUGGAAAAAAUUGGUUUAUAUGGGAGGUGCCAUCAUGCUGCUCUUGUCUCCGUUCUCUCUGACUGCGUUUUACUGCCUGUUGUGGUCACUGUCCUACAUCUUCUUUCCAGAUGCUCUGUGGGGCAAAGCAGUGCGCCUCAGGCUACAGUGCCAAGGAAACUAAACAGCUUCACCCACGGCCACUGGCCUCUGUGGGGUCCGUGCUGGCCCGUCAGGCCAAGCCUUGCCUUAUCCUCACUAAAUCUUUCCUUGUCCCCACGUCUCCUGGGUGCCGGAUAACGUGUGGCCUUGAACCAGAGCAACCCCGUGCAGGCCCGGCGGCCUUCACGUCUUCCUCUUUGCUCCGGGUUCGGGAUCCCUUGGGGACAACAGCUGUUUAUAUCCUAUAGCACAGAAUGUUUUCCAAGCUCAAGUUGGCCCCGGCUGAGUUCCAGCCCUGUUACCAGGUGGGGGCGCUUGUGCACUCAGGUCAGUCCCUCGGAAAGGAGUGAAAGCCUGUA
This is a messenger RNA of Zalophus californianus (California sea lion), 1547 nucleotides long. RefSeq names its product transmembrane protein 269 (gene TMEM269). Gene Ontology annotation, molecular function: phosphotransferase activity, for other substituted phosphate groups. Gene Ontology annotation, cellular component: membrane. Gene Ontology annotation, biological process: phospholipid biosynthetic process. The coding region runs from base 536 to 1210 and encodes 224 amino acids. The transcript has 7 exons. NCBI's taxonomy places the organism in Eukaryota, Metazoa, Chordata, Mammalia, Carnivora, Otariidae. The record is from RefSeq and is a predicted model, not a curated record.